Messenger RNA from Arachis stenosperma, 1798 nucleotides. RefSeq names its product trihelix transcription factor ENAP1. Gene Ontology annotation, molecular function: transcription cis-regulatory region binding. The record is from RefSeq and is a predicted model, not a curated record. Gene Ontology annotation, cellular component: nucleus. The transcript is spliced from 2 exons. Bases 230 to 1327 code for a protein of 365 amino acids. Lineage: Eukaryota; Viridiplantae; Streptophyta; Magnoliopsida; Fabales; Fabaceae.
AGUGAGAAGAAAACAGCCUGAAAAAGUGAAAAAUAAUCCCCAAUUCCACUUUACACAGAAACCCUAACCAUAACCAAUUCAUCGCAACCGUUCCAAUCUCUCUCUUACUCCACUUUUCCUUCUACCUCUACUUUCUCAAUUUCAAUUCUCUAAUAAAUCCCCCCAAAUUCCACACCUUUUCACAUAAUUCACCAAAAAAUUCGAUUGGGGUUCGUUUCGUUCCCAUUUCAUGGACGACAUGGAAGACGACGCAAGGUACCCUCCAAAAUCCUUCCCUUUGAACCGACAGAACCCUUCCCACCGCCACAAACACCCAAUUAGACCACCCCCAUUCCACCACCACAACCCUCGCUACGAGGACCAAGAGGAUGACGAUUACGACGACGAAGAAGAACACGCCGAAUUCGAAAACUACGGAAACGAUGUCGUUGAUAACACCAACAACGAAGACGAUGACGACGACUGUGGUAACGGGGUCCAAAACGGGUAUUUCAAGAAGAGGAAGGUCGGGGUAGGAGGUUCCCCUGUUCCGACGGGAUACGAGUUCGCGCCACGUGUCAAAUACUCAUACGGCGAUGAUUGGUCAGAGCAUGCCACGUUCGUGCUGCUUGAGGUUUGGGGUGACAAGUUCCUGCAACUUGGGAGGACAAGUUUGAGGUCUGACGAUUGGCUUGACGUUGCAGAGAAGGUGUCUGACGAAUUGAAAGCUGAGAAGAGCGUUGCACAAUGCAAGAGCAUGUUGGAUAAGCUCAAGAGAAGGUACAAGAAGGAGAAAGGAAAGGUUGAAGAGUUAGGUUUGGGUUCUUGCAAGUGGGCAUUCUUCAAGAAGAUGGACAUGUUGAUGGCUUCGUCUACACGGCAGGAGUAUGGUCUCGCUUGUGGCGUCGAUGGUGGGGAGUAUGUGUUCAUGAACACAAGGGUGUACCUUAGUAGGUCCAAUGGGUUUGAUGAGAUGAGGGAUAGUCCCGGUGAGAGUGAGAGUGAUGAGGAUGAGGAUGGUUUAGAUGGUCAUGGUGUUGGGGUUGGGGUUGCUUCUGCGGCAAGGAGGAGGAGUGGUGUUGGUGGUGGUGAGGAUGAGGAGGAGGAGGAGGAGAGUUCGUUUCGUGUGCUGGCAGAUUCGAUUCAGAAGUUUGGGAAGAUAUACGAGAAGAUUGAGAAUAGUAAGAGGCAGCAGAUGAUGGAGUUGGAGAAGAUGAGGCUGGAUUUCAAUAGAGAGCUAGAGUUGCAGAAGAAGCAGAUAUUGGAGAGGGCUCAGGCCGAGAUCGCAAAGAUACAGGAUGUCGAUGAGGAUGAAACCGACACUUCUACCGAGAAUCUCAGUGAAUGAGGAAUUGGAAUCUUGGAAAAGGCAGUGAUAUCUUAAUAGAGCACAGCGCAACAGCUUUGAGGAAAAGAUUACCUACAAGCUGAAAUGAGCUGCUACCAGUGAGGUGUUUAAACUGUUUGUAUACUCUGGCAUUGAGGAAAUUGUUGCUGGAAAUGUAACUCUUGCAAGAGUAACCUGCAAUAACUUGUGGAGCAAUUUUAAUAAAUUGCUGCACAUUUAUGUAACCAUUUCUGUCAACAUAGGUGCUUUCAUCCUAAUUUAAGUGAUGUAAGUUUAGUAUUUAUUUGGUUUGACAAAACGUUCUCUAUUUUUAUUUUCAAUGUUUUCUAAUUUUAGAAUUUUGUAAAGAAAAAGUGAAAACAGGGAAAGUAAAACUCUGUUUUCAUUUUAUACUUUUACUCCUUUUUUUUCGCCACAAAAUCUUGAAACUAGAAAAUAUUGAAAAUGAAACACAAAUCAAUCAAGCCUUAA